Cuscuta campestris is the source of this 1414-nucleotide messenger RNA. The record is from the annotation of a GenBank genome assembly. Lineage: Eukaryota; Viridiplantae; Streptophyta; Magnoliopsida; Solanales; Convolvulaceae.
GCCCACCGGAGCUUGAGACUGAGAGGGAUUCGCAGAGAGUCUACGCCGUUCACAGACUCCCAGCCAUAGCCAAGAUCGGCGUCUCGCCUUCUACAUCUCCCCUUCGCCGUCUCGCAGUCCCAACUAUCCCAAUCUGCGGCGUCUCACCUUCGCCGUCUCGCAGAGCCGACUCCCGGACCGAAAGAAAUCAGGGGGCAUAAUAAUAUAAUGGUGCGAGGUAAUUCAAAUGCACGCACUAUACAACCUCUUCCACCCUAUAGGCUAGCAGGACUGUCUGAGACUUUGAAGCAAUGGGUCGUAAGUCCGUCUCGUCCAUCCAUAUGGAUGCUACAUGACGAUGAAGAGCGUGCUGUACAAAUGUCAGAAACUUUCCGACAGGUCAUGAGGCCAAUGUUUAGAAAAAUUUUCUGGAUUGGUUUUGAAGAAAAUAGCUCACAUGGGUCGUUGUUGCUUGACACGGAGGUGAAUACUUGGGGUUCUUUUGUGGCGAGUGAUGGCCGGAGGGGGGAUAAGACAGUAGAUGUGAUUGAGGGUAUGAAAUGUGACAUUAGAUCCCUAAGAGAUAUAGUUGACUUGGUGGUUGCUUCGGAGCCACCACCAGCACAUCCACACCAACCUGCAAAUCACAUAAACAUUGUGAAGAACUUUCUAAAGAUGUGCAAUGCGGCCCUUAAGGAGGAAGGUUUUGAGAAGCUCCGCAUGUACGUGUACUUCAUUACGAAGAAUGUCAUUAUAUAUGACAUGACAGAGGAGCUGGUAUUUUUGGAUAAGAUGUGGCAUGUAUAUAAAGCAAAUCAAACAGAUUUUAAGAGCGAUAUUAAAUUGAAGAAGCUAAAUGGUUAUAUUACUUUGGAGAAUGUAGAAAAAGACUCGCCUUUCUAUCCUCUUCUUUUUGAUGCAAUUGGUGACUUCCAACCAUAUUAUACCUUUGGUCAUUCGGCAUUGCACUUUUACUUCAAUUGCAAGAGGCAUGUGCAGGAAAGCUCUAAUUAUUGGCCAAUGACUGCUUCUGAUAUUCAUCAAGAAAUGUUAAGGUUGAUUCCAUGCUUUGUUGCGGAAUUGUUUGAUGAGAUUGCCCGUGUCUACGGUUUUUCUAAUAGGGUGAAUCCUCUGGACAGGAACAUAAUCACAAUAUUCGAGGCGCAUCCGUAUAUUCUAUGGCCAACAACAUUGAUUCACUUGAGAGAGCUUGCGUACUAAGGAUCUUCAUCAGUCUUCUAUAUUUUGAGUGUCUAUGCUCUGAGCGUCUAUUGUGUGUCUGUAGUGUACUUCAAAUUAAACUCAUACGUUGAUGUCCUAUUUGACUGCUGCAUAAUUGGCUUGAGCACUCUCAACAAACAUGUGUAUUGUUUAUUACCUGUCUACUUCUAAAAAUCUUAUUAAACCACUUGUCAACUAAAGGGGAGAUUGUGGG